AUGCGCUACAGAAAUUGGGAUGUCCUUCUUUUCCCCGGAGGCUCAAAGGUCCCUAUCCAAGAGUUCAAGACACAAUGCUUUGUAACUAAAGAUAAAGACUCGCCUUAUCUACACAAUGCAGUCUUUCUUGGCCCUCAUGCACACCUUCCCGAGCAAGGUGUCUUCAAUCAGCUGCCAGUCCUCACAACGUUCAUCCCGAGUCUGCCCAAAGGCAAUCCGUUCCAUCUCUCGGUUCAUAGUUGGGAGAAACCACGCCCCAGCGUCCAGAUCGAGUCCAACAUGGAGCCAGAGGAUGUUUUACUCUUCGAAGUACGGCUCUUCAUUGAUGGAGUUGUUGUCGCGGGGAGCAUCUAUGGACAGAGAACUAGUUGGCCACAGAUUAUAGAUCUGAGUUCUAAUCUCGACCGAGAUGGAAACCAAGACGCCCUUCGAUUCCCUCCCUUUCAUUCUGAAAUACUACAGCAGAAGCAUUGGGAUGCCGGAGAUUCUCAGGGUAGAAUCAAGGUUGUCAUUGCGGAAGGUUUCUCUCGCCCUAAUCGCACGCCCCCGUUCGAGCGAUACAAGCAUGUCAUUGUUUUCUCCUUCCAGCAUGCACCACUGGACGUGCUGGAAUUCUCCGACAUUGCUUGGCCCAAUCCCAACAUGUGGAUUUCGAUGCCCAAUGGAUCCCGGUACGGAUCGGCAGCGAGAUAUGGUACAUCGAAGGUAGUUGGCGAUGGCGCCCAUGGACAUUCACCAAGCAAAACUGACAGACCCGAACACCGAAUUCCAGUCACGGCUAAUACAAGUAGUCAAUCCAGCAGCAAUGCUGCUACUUACAGCGGUAGUACCCCAUCCACUUACAAUGCUUGGACCCCUCACCGUGGGUUUCCCAUUCCUUCCACGCAGUGGAACGGGUAUCCACAAGAACCUCGAUGGGAUCCACAGGAUACGUACAGCGUGGAACCUGGCAUGGAUGCUUUUAUUGAUGAUACAGCAUGGCGACAGCGUGGUGCUCGCUCCUCUCGCGAGGACGUCCCAAUGCCAGAUUAUGUUUCCACAGGAUCGACAAACAGCCGGGCUAUCUCCAGCGUGACUGGGAUGAGCUACGAGCACAGCAAGCAGCCCAGUGUCAAUUCCUGUCUUGACGAUGAGCAAUACAACGAGCUGAUCCAAGCUUUGACUCCAACGAAGGCACCUCCAGUGGGUACUCGCGCGCCCUCCAACACUCCCUCCACUGCGACCACCGCGACGUCUGCCCCAAAGCCUUCUGCUGCAGCCGAAGCUCGAUCUGUAAGCUACAAGUCUCGAACCCGCCGUUCAUCUGCACUCAGGGAGGUAUCACAAUCAAGCACUCGCGAUGUUUCGGGAUCGAGCGAGCCCAAGGAAUUGAGUCCAUCCAAGCUUGGCGCGAGUCCAAGCGAAAGAGUCCGGAGCAAAAAGGAGAAUCAGAAAGAGGCCAACCAGGAGACUCCCAAAGUAAAGUCUAACGGUAAGGACAUUGGAAAGGAAAACUGCAACUCCAAGGACGUCGAAAUCGUGCUGGAUGAAAAUGAGUCGGAUCUGUAG
Molecule: messenger RNA, 1548 nt
Organism: Penicillium coprophilum
Lineage: Eukaryota; Fungi; Ascomycota; Eurotiomycetes; Eurotiales; Aspergillaceae
Exons: 4
Coding region: 1-1548 (515 amino acids)
Source: RefSeq, a predicted model, not a curated record